UGCUCGGCCGCGAGUAUUCUCGGAGCAUAGUUUAAGUUACUUCAGUAAUUAAUUUAAUUAAACUAAUUAAAUUCAUUAAGCACGUAUUCUAUUGUUACAUUGUUGUUACGAUUACUGUACGUGCACAAAUCGUGUUUAUGGUCCUCUAAUUAAGUCGAGCAAUGGGACAAAGUCCACGUGCGGCACAGUAGUCUGGGAAUAAAUCGACUUACGUGGCGUUCAUAUUGUUUCUUCUAAUGCUGGAGAUGUUUAAAAAAUUUAAUUUUUUUCAAUACAGCAAGUUUAUCACCGUUCUAGUUCAUAGUCCAACUUUCUACUAGCUCCCCGUACAGCACGCGUGUCUGAGACAUUUUUAAGUCGUCUUUUAGAUGUACAUAUCUAAAGCUGACGGUAGAAAACGAUCCGUAAACUCUCAAGGCUGUCCUAGUCGUAGACGUGAAGUCGUGAAAGUAUUGUAUACAACUUGAGAUUUUCUCUGCCUUACGUCUAAGACAGUCUUAAGUGUUUAUGCGGCGUCUACAAUGAGAUACUUGAGACGUAAGAUUUAAGAAAGUGACCCGUCGCAAUCGAUUGUCAGAAGACUAAUCAAUUGUGAUUGGUCAUUUUCUUAAAUUUGACGUCUUAGACAUCUCGCCGUAGACACCGUAUUACAGAUCGUUCUCUGCUAUCAGCCUAAAAGACGACUGAGAGACGUCCUUUAGACACGUGUGUUAUUUGGGUCUGUAAUUCCGUGAGCAUAUUUAAUGGAGAUUUCUUGCCCGAUUAUACAGAAAAAGGCUCAGGAGAGCAUCAACACCAGAUUGGCACUUGUCAUGAAAUCUGGUAAAUACGUCCUUGGCUAUAAGCAGAUUCUCAAGUCCCUCCGCCAAGGCAAAGCUAAGUUGGUCAUCAUUGCCAGUAAUACACCGCCGCUGAGGAAAUCGGAGAUCGAGUACUACGCGAUGUUGACGAAAACUGGCGUGCACCAUUACACGGGGAACAAUAUCGAAUUGGGUACAGCCUGCGGUAAAUACUUCCGUGUCUGUACGCUCUCGAUCACAGAUCCUGGCAAUUCCGACAUCAUAAAGUCCAUGCCGACUGGUGAUCAAGCGUAAUAUACAUUUUUAAUCUAAUAAAUAACGAGU
This is a messenger RNA of Vollenhovia emeryi, 1124 nucleotides long. RefSeq names its product 60S ribosomal protein L30-like. Gene Ontology annotation, molecular function: RNA binding; structural constituent of ribosome. The record is from RefSeq and is a predicted model, not a curated record. Lineage: Eukaryota; Metazoa; Arthropoda; Insecta; Hymenoptera; Formicidae. Gene Ontology annotation, cellular component: cytosolic large ribosomal subunit. The transcript has 2 exons. The coding region runs from base 744 to 1094 and encodes 116 amino acids.